Parathielavia appendiculata is the source of this 606-nucleotide messenger RNA. RefSeq lists its product as uncharacterized. Lineage: Eukaryota; Fungi; Ascomycota; Sordariomycetes; Sordariales; Chaetomiaceae. The transcript is spliced from 2 exons. The record is from RefSeq and is a predicted model, not a curated record. The coding region runs from base 1 to 606 and encodes 201 amino acids.
AUGUCGGCCGUCCGUGCAAAGUCCCCAGUCCCCGUCCCCCGGGUUUUCGCCCAUGAUGCGACUGGGGAAAGCGGGGUUGGAGCCGCUUUCAUGCUGCUGGAGUUUGUCCCGGGGGACACUGCCAUGGACUCGUUCGUGGAUGGGAGACUCACAAAGGCCAAACGCCUGCUCAGUUCGAGGACAAGUUCUAUGCAGCGCUCGCUGAGAUUCAACUGGAGAUGGCAUCGAUACGCUUCCCCAAAGAUCGGUGCCAUCGUUCUUCGGGACGGGGAGUUCGAUGCCUGGGCCAAUACCGCCAAGUUCUUCUAUAAAGAGGCAACAAUUCGAAAACGCACGCCACCAGACCUUGUGGACGAGGUGCUCGCCACAAUCUCGUCGUUUCCCUCCAAAGUGCGCGAGCUGGCUGGCCGGUUUCAGUUUCACAACGGCCCUCCCCCUCUCAUCUACACCGACCUCUACAGCAGCAAUGUCAUCAUUGACACCGAUUACAAUGUCUUGUCUGUGAUCGACUGGGAAAACGCAUUUGUGGGCCCCUGGGAGUUGGUCGAGUUUAACAAAAUGCUGUCCAUGGUCCCUCCCGAAAUGGAUGGCCCGUUGUUUCAAUAG